Molecule: messenger RNA, 1466 nt
Organism: Styela clava
Lineage: Eukaryota; Metazoa; Chordata; Ascidiacea; Stolidobranchia; Styelidae
Product: glutathione S-transferase kappa 1-like
Biological process (GO): glutathione metabolic process
Cellular component (GO): mitochondrion; peroxisome
Molecular function (GO): glutathione transferase activity; glutathione peroxidase activity
Source: RefSeq, a predicted model, not a curated record
AGGAUUUGGGGGACCAGGGAAGGGUUUCAUUUUUGACCAGGCUGAGGCUUUGUUUAAAAAAUUUAUUGUCAUGCCAUUCUACUGUUCUAUGUUUCUAUCAGGCACUUAGGCCUGUUACUAAAAUGUCAGUUCCUAAGAAGACCGUUCAACUAUUCUAUGAUGUUUUAUCUCCAUAUGCUUGCAUAGCAUUCCAUGUUUUAACUCGAAUGAGUGAACAAUGGACAAAAAUGGAUUUGCAACUCAAACCUGCCCUUAUUGCUGGAAUCAUGCAAAGCACUGGGAACCAACCACCAGGAAUGCUGCCUGCUAGAGCAAGUUACAUGACAAAAGACCUCUAUCGACUUGCGGAAUACUAUGACAUAAAGUUCAAAUUUCCAUCGGAUGUGAUGAACGUAAUGAUUGUCAAAGGAUCCAUGAAAGCUCAGAGGUUGCUUACAGCGGUAAAACAAGAAUGUCCUGAACACCUUGUCAAUGUAUCAACACAAUUGUAUUCAAGAAUAUACUUCAAUGAUCAAGAUAUCACAGAGGACAGUAGUCUCAGAGAAGCCUGUCUUGCGGCAAAUCUGUCCUAUGAAACUGCAAAUAAACUGGUUGCCAUGACAUCUGAUCCAGAGAUCAAAGAAGCUUUGAAGAAAACAACUAAUGAGGCUGUAAGCUAUGGUGCGUUUGGGUUGCCAUCAUAUGUAGUGAAGCAUAAUGGUAAACCCCAACUGCUUUUUGGUACUGAUAGACUAUUUCUUCUAGCGCAUUAUCUAGGUGAAAAAAUGCCUGGAUCGAAACUAUAAUAAUUGGAUUUUUUGCAUUUGUACCUCUUAUCGUGGAGUUAUUUUGAUUUUUAUAUUUAAUCCAUCUCCUAAUAUGGUCAAACAUGGAAGCAUGCUCUAAAACUGUGGUUCCCAGCCCCUUUCCAUAGGGUUUUAUUAGUACUCAUGGGCUUCACCAUUCCACGAAUACAAGAAUUAUGCACGUUCCAGACUGUCUCGAUUUACCUUGGUUAAUUAAGGUAACUUAUUAAACUUAACUGUCAUUCUUGGGCAAUAGAAAUUUUAACAUUUUUCUCUACAUAUUAUUACGUUUACAAUAGCGAGUCUGUAUAGACUAACUAAGUUUGACCGUUAUCUGUUGACUACAAAGGUUCACAGAGUCAUUUAGAGUGUUUUAUUUUGCAAAUCCCACUUGGUGCCUAGGAUUGUGGCUCCCGGUUAGGAAUAAUUACCUGCUCUAAAAGAAAGCAGCUAAUCCUGUUUGUGAAAUCGUUCAAUUUUACAAUCAUUUUUGUAUUGUUAUCACUAUAUACCAUAAUGUGAUUUAUCAGUAGAUUCAUUUUAAAUAAUUUUGUGAUUAUCCAAAUUUGGAUGAAUCAUUAUAUCCACAAGUGUUUGCUUGAUUUUGUGAUUAAUAUAUGCACAUCCUAUGAAUAAGAAUCACUGUUUUAGCCUUAGUUGUAAUAAAUACGAAAAACUUAA